Molecule: messenger RNA, 658 nt
Organism: Leptomonas pyrrhocoris
Lineage: Eukaryota; Euglenozoa; Kinetoplastea; Trypanosomatida; Trypanosomatidae
Product: putative mitochondrial signal peptidase type I
Exons: 1
Coding region: 116-658 (180 amino acids)
Cellular component (GO): membrane; signal peptidase complex
Molecular function (GO): serine-type endopeptidase activity
Source: RefSeq, a predicted model, not a curated record
GUUUUAUAUGUUUUGAAGAGUACGACUUCCAGAGUGCGUCCGCACCCCCCCCCCCUCCUCCCUCCCUUCCUCCUCGGUAUCCACACACGGAAAAAGGCAAAGGAGUGAAGUCGCGAUGCGGGAACACAUCGACACCCUUCUCUCCCUGCGGGUCCGCGACGUCGUGCAGCAAGUCGUCACCGUGGGCCUCUUCUUGAGCAUCGUCCUCGUGAGCUGGCGCGCCGUCGCCAUCGGCACGAACUGCGAAGCCAGCAUCGUGGUAGUGCUGAGUGGGAGCAUGGAGCCCGGUUACUACCGCGGCGACGUCCUGCUGCUGCAUCACCGGCCCGAGUUCCCCGUGGCGGUGGGGGACAUCAUCGUGUACACUCUACCGGAGCAGGACAUCCCGAUUGUGCACCGCGUCCACCGCAUUCAUCAGCGCACCGAGGACGGAAAGAAGUUUUACCUGACGAAGGGCGACAACAACGUCAACGAUGACCGCUUCCUGUUUCGCAAUGGGCGAGAGUGGGUGGAGGAGGACAUGAUCAUGGGCAAAACCUACGCCUAUGUGCCGCGCAUCGGCUACUUGACGAUUAUGUUCAACGAGUCGAAGAUCAUCAAGUACGUCGCCUUAGGGCUCAUCGCCUUUUUUCUGCUGACGACGACGGAUGACAUCUGA